Molecule: messenger RNA, 5026 nt
Organism: Egretta garzetta (little egret)
Lineage: Eukaryota; Metazoa; Chordata; Aves; Pelecaniformes; Ardeidae
Gene: CHORDC1
Product: cysteine and histidine rich domain containing 1
Exons: 11
Coding region: 1-996 (331 amino acids)
Biological process (GO): centrosome duplication
Molecular function (GO): zinc ion binding
Source: RefSeq, a predicted model, not a curated record
AUGCCCUACUUCUGGAGAGGAUUCUUGGUAUGCCUGAAUACUAAUAAUAGUCAUUUUCUUCUAGAUUCAUGCACAUACCAUCCAGGUGUGCCAGUCUUUCAUGAUGCUCUCAAAGGUUGGUCAUGUUGUAAGAGAAGAACAACAGAUUUUUCUGACUUCUUAAGCAUUGUGGGCUGUACAAAGGGUCUGCAUAACAGUGAGAAACCUCCUGAGCCUGUCAAACCAGAAGUCAAAACUACCUCUGAACGAAAGGAGCUGGCUGAACUGAAACCCAAAUUUCAAGAACACAUAAUUCAGGCACCAAAACCAUUGGAAACAAUUAAAAGGCCGAGCCCAGAUGAGCCAAUGAUAAAUUUGCAGCUGAAAGUGUCAGCUUCCUUGAAGCAAGCACUAGAUAAGCUGAAACUGUCAUCAGAAAACGAAGAGAAAAAAGAGGAAGACAGUGAUGAAAUCAAGAUUGGGACGGCAUGUAAAAAUGCAGGCUGUUCAAAAACGUACGAAGGACCACACAGCACAGAAGAAGUAUGUAUAUACCAUUCUGGUGUACCUAUAUUCCAUGAAGGGAUGAAGUAUUGGAGCUGUUGUAAAAGAAAAACAUCUGACUUCAAUACAUUUUUAGCUCAAGAAGGCUGCACAACAGGAACACAUGUAUGGACUAAAAAGGAUGCGGAAAAGAAAGUAGUUCCAUGCAGGCAUGACUGGCACCAGACUGGAGGAGAAGUGACUAUUUCUGUAUAUGCUAAAAACUCUCUUCCUGAUCUGAGCUACGUAGAAGCAAAUAGCACAAUGGUAAAUAUCCAUAUUGUAUUUGAAGGAGAAAAGGAAUUUCAUCGCAGCGUGAAAUUAUGGGGAGUAAUCGAUGUAAAGAGGAGUUAUGUGAACAUGACUGCUACAAAGAUUGAGCUUACUAUGAGAAAAGCAGAGCCCCUAUUAUGGGCAAGUCUUGAAUUACCGGUAUCCAACACACAACAAAAAAAAGAUAAUUCAGAUCAAUAAUGAUUCCAAGAGACGAGUUAUUUCCCAUUAUGAAGUGGUGACUUGCUACUGUAAUCAAAUAUUUAACUUUUAUAGAGAUUCUUUUUUUUUAUGCUAGAUCAUAUGUUCCAUUCUACGAAGAAAUUUGAUGCACAGUAAAUGGGGGUGUAAACUUAAAGGGUAAUAGCUAUUUCUGCUCUUGCUCCCAUGAGUGUAUUUAUUCUAGUCGGAGUGUCUCCAUGGGGAUUUAGCGUAAAAGAGCUAUUGCCCUUUGCUUACAGCCUUACCUACCCUGCACUGACUCUCCAAAUAGAUGUGCUCGCAGUCCACUCUGUGUGUUAAUUUUUCAAGUGUUCAGUUUAGAAUGGAUCUACUGGGUAGCCCAUGUUAAAUUCAGCACUGUUCAUUAUGAAGCGUACAGUAAAACAAAUACAAAAAUCUGAGUUUAUGAAGUAAUAAACAUGCAAUUCUGCAUCUAGAAUAAAAAGGUACAUAAACGUAAAUAUGAAAAGAGCACUUGUUGAUUUGCAUUUUUGACUUCUGAAACUAAGGCUUGUUUUAAUACCUGUUGGCUAUGGAGGGAUGGAAUAAAAGGUAUUUUGCUAAGGAUUUCAGUACUUGCUGACUCUUACUGUCUUUCAUGUAUAAAAGCAGGAAAUCAGGUUAAAAUAUAACCAAAGUUGGCAAGAGGGAAUUUUUUUUUUCCUACUGUACCUUUGAUAUUUGGAUUGUUAAAUAUGAAAGUAAGUGGACGGUGAAAUGGCUGAAUAACUUAAAAUCUCAGCUGUGGAGAAUACGCAAACAGCAGAGUAUUGUAAAAUUACCAAGGUGCUGUAUAUAUUUGACAGGCUUUAGAAUGUAUAUUCUGUCCUAUUCUGCAGCAUUCAAAAUUACAAAUCUUUUUUCCAAGUGGGUGGAUAUGUGUAGUGGGAGAAGCUAGUACACACUGUAGGUGUCUCAGGAAAAUUGUCCUGUAGAUAUGCAUGGCUCUUGUUUCUGAGGAUGGUGAUCUAAGAACUAAAUUUAUCUACAGGACAAAUCUUAGGAGAAACAAACAACAAGCUUUAAAAUGUCUGUCUCAAAUCAUAAUUGUACCUUUGAAUGAAGAUAUUUAAAAAAUAUUUCUUUUGAACGUUAUAAGCAAAACACUGCAAUUAGAAAUCAAGAUCUUAUUUUUGUUUUCAGUUUCCAUCGGUAAGGAUUUGUGGCUGGAAACAGGAUAGUUUUAAAGAUGAGACUUUUAUCCAAGCAGCGACACAUGCUGUAAUGUUGCUUUCUCUUUCUGCCUGCAGUAGUUUCUUAGGUUUGGGUUGCAGCUGAAAGAAAAAACAUGUUUUCGUAUAUGUCAUGCAAAAUGUACACCAUCAUUUGUUGUGCCAAAACAUAUAUAUGUAAACAAGCAGUCCUGUGGACUGUUGGAAUGUGUGGGUGCUCAUCUGCCUACCUUGGCCGACCUGGAGUAACACCAAGAGAAACGCAGAGCGUAGUAAAGGCAUUCUCAAGUUAAACGUGGAUUUCUAAGAACCUUACUGCUUUCCAGCAGAGGUAAUUUGACUUGAGCCCAGAGUUCUGUCUCCAGCAGUACUUGAAAUCUUACUUCAUGCUUAAAAUAGUAGGAAAUACAUUACCAAAGAAACCAUCCUCAAAAACCAAGAAAGUAACACCAGUGCUGUAUAUAUAACAUUUGGUUUGGUGCUUCUUCACCUUCAUUUUAAGAUCCUGUCUCCUCUUGGAGCGAGUGUGGUUGCUUGCUCCCUUGGGCCCCUGCUAAAAGUUCCAGCUUAAGUUCUGCCUGAAAGAUUCUGUUAACCUCUAAUAAUGCUGCCUUUUUUUUUUUUUUUUUUUUUUUAAAUAAACUUGAAAAUGUCAGGUGCUGUGAAGUGAUAGGGUACAAGCUUACCAAAAUGUAUGCCUGCAAAUGGUCCUCUAAAAAUUGAACAGAUGUUCCCUGAUGUGUUCUGAACCAACACAUGGAGCUCUUAUUAGUGUAAUACUGAGACCAGUCACUUCAGUGGGUGACAGAUUUGGGAUAGCUGUAGCUAUGAGCCUGCCACCUGUGGUUUUGUGUGCAGAACUCUGAACUUGGACAGCAAAAUGAGCAGUGUUUAAGUGCCAGGAUAAAGUUCUUAUUUAACAAGCAAGUUCAAAUGUGUGUCUAUCCAUAUGGAUACAUAAACACUCUAAAUCUUCCACAUUUUUUAAUGUAUUUUCAAUUUAUUUGCAUCCUCACAUGCAGUUGGCUUACAUCACGUCAAAUCCGUUUUAAAAAACUGCAAGGGAAAUGGAAUUUCUUGGGAAAACAGAGUUUCUAGUUUUAAGGAAGUCACAUUCUCCCUCAGUAUGCUAAAUGCUAAGCGGGGAGAAAUGUGGAUGGAUGGACGGACCUUCUGCUGUCUGUGCUGCUGGCUGUGGGACCCCGUAACUGCUUUGUUAGGCUCUUCCAAACCACAUUCUGCUGGUAGCUGGGUCAGCUUGGCCAGAAGUAGAAGACAGGUCCUAUAAAUAUGGUCCUCAGUUUUGCUUUUGCUUUUUAGUCGUUCCUCCUACUCUUUUCCUGUUCAUACUUUCAGCACAAAAUUAAAGAUCUUUCAGGAGUUCCAUAAUGACUUUGCCUAUCAGUGGCAAUAAAACCACUUUUAAAAUUCACCCGUUUAAAAGAAGUAAGCAAACAGAAGAGAAACCAAACAAACCAGCUUCGAUCAGGCAAGAAGGUAGAGGUUUUACAGAUAAUAGCCCAGUUUUCUGUGGCCUGUGGCCUUGUUCAGAAUAAAAGGAUAAACUUUCAGCUGGUAUGGAUUGCCCUAAGUCUCUUGUUUAACUGCAUUAAUUCGUAGCAGCUUUUUAUACCCAUAUGCCCGCAUCCAUCAUGGGGCUGCAAGAGCUGUACCACUUACUGGAGCGUUGCGAGCAGUUGCUCGGAACGGGCUUCGGCGCAGCAGUGUUUGAUCCCGGUGUUGCAUGAAAUGACAUCUCGACGUGGGUAGUGGCAGCUGAUGCUCCGACGGAAUAUUGGUUUGGCCGUAACUUACGUUAGUGAACGUGGAGAGAAGGGGAAACCACCGGUAGCGUGCCAAACCCAACACAAUCCUUUCCUAAAAGCAAGAUUUGGAAAUGAAGCUAUGUGAUUUUUGAUGACAUAGGCAUUCACCUGUCUAAUAAUAGUGAAACUGUUAUUAAUUAACUGUGAGCAAGCAUGUACUGGAACACUUGCUGCUGAAUUUACCCAUUUUUUCCUGCUUUCAGAAGUUGUGCUGUGGUUAAGGAGUUGGGUAGCUUGAUACAGUCUAGCUCUAUACUGAAUGAGUCCUUCAGAGCUAUAGUGUGUGUCAGUCCGGGUUUACUGUUCCAUGUGCAGACAGGCUGUUACGUGUCUCCGAACUGACCGUCCAGGGGCACGUAAGGCUUCCUUCACAAUCCCUUUUUAAUAUGAAAAAUGGCCUGGGUAUACAAGUUUGUGACAGAAAGUGGAACUCAUUUCCCUCAUGUAUAAGCCCGUUUUCCUGCCUAGCAUUACGUGUUAUAUCUGUCACAACAUUUCUUAGAGGAGUUGGGAUUUAUUUUUAAAGUUAACAUCCUGUUAAGCACCGGGCUGUUCAGCUACUCCGACUCUUAGGUUUUACAGGGCAUUGAUGCAGCUUGUCAAAAAAACCUUCCACUGGAUGAUCUUCUGGAACAUGUACAUUAUCAAGUCACCAUUUCAGUAGUUUAGGGACUAGUUUUACUAGGAAUUUUGCCUUGGAAAAAAAAUCUACUUAUUCUACGGAACGAUGCAUUUUUUGCUUGCAUUCUUUAAACAUGGCAUGAGUGUUGGUUAAAUACUGUACCCGUUAAUCAUUGGUCUUUCCCUGUUGCUACUAAAAUUAUUUUAUCUCUGUUCAGGAACGAGAUCCUUUUUAAAGUAAUGAGUUAUGUGUCUGGAACACUGUUUUAAGGUGGUAAUAAUUUUGCCAUCAUAAGAGUCUUGAAUUACAGCUGAAGGGGGGAGAUGUCUUUUUGCAUGGUUGUUUGAUUCCGCACCUUCAUAAAACUUAUACGCAGAAAUUAAUCUCAU